UAGAGUUGUGUAUGAUACCUGGUCUCUGGAUGGCUAGGAAGUCUACACGCAAUUCUGAUGGGGUGAAACUAUGGACGAGUGGAAGUAGUUGAACGAUGGAGCUAGCUAUAAAAAAGCCACGGUUGACCUUGCUGUGCCGUGACUGGACACGGGCUUUCAGUGUGUGGGUCAGCGGGACACGUACGCUAUGAAGUGGAGGUCUGUUUGGGUCGAAUGAACGGGUCACAUGUGUGACCAUGGAGCUAUUAACACGAUUAAGCUCCACGAUGUGACUGAAAGUAAGAUCGAUUAAAAAAAAAAAGAUUUGAAAAGGUUGGAAAUGUGCUGCGGAUCGAGUAGCGGUUGAAGGCCAUGUUGCAGCAUAGUGCAACCAUGGAGUCACAGGUAUUCUAAAAGCCAUGAUUGUCACUCACUCCUGCAACCAACCGACAAUUUCUCUGCCCAACAGCGCCCUCAGUGGUGUGAAUGUAAUUGCUGGGAAUGACUACAGUGGAUACAGUAUGUACGAGGCUCGCAUCAAGGCAGGACAGAGUGUUUCUCUGAGGUCCCCGGACAACCAACACUGCGUUCAUCAUUACUAUUUCAUCACCGGCUGUGGGAAAUGCAAGAGGGAAGGUGUAAAAGACGAAUACUAUGUUGGUCCUGACCAUGUGGUGGCGCUCUCGUCAGAUGUAACGCACACCUUGUACGUGUCAGCAGAGGGUGAUAUGCGCGUCUUGGUAGUCUACUAUCCAGACCUCCAGGUCGUCUAUAAAUCUCUUGAGUUAAUUAGAAGCUUGUCCGAGCUGCUUGGCACCGACAAGGAUAUCGCGUUCGGGAAUGGUAACAGUCGUCGAUUCAUUGUCAAGAAAGAUGGCUUCCCACUUACUAUCACCAACACUCGUGUCGCAGCUGAGACAUCGUCGAAGCAAGAGUACAGAAACCAUAUCGAGGCAGCGUAUUAUAUUCAUGGUAGCACGACUUAUUAUUGGCAAGAUGACGGCGAUCGCUGGACCCAUGAGCAAACCAAGACGGACGAAAAGAACGGCACCAACUACUUCAUGAAUUUGCAUGACAAGCACGAAAUGAUUACUGGCGAGAAGGAUUGUUUCUGCAUUUGCAUAUUCGAUCCGGCCUUGAAUGGGGACGAAACCCACCGCUUCACCGAAGAUGGUUUCUCAAGUUAUGAAAGAUGAAAGUCCAAAAGCGAUCGUAAAAGACGUUGCACGUGACGUUAUCUCAGUAAUUGAUAUUUUUUUUCGUUAAAACACUUUCGGCUUUUGUUUUUUUUCAUGUGUCUUAAAUAGUGAGUGAAUCAAAUUUUAACCAGACGAAUGCGGUUGUGAACAACCACGGAGCUGCUUUGGAUUCAGAGCCUUUUCUAAGCAUCAUUUGUAUAUAUUGUGAGCUAUUUAAUUCCGAGAAGAAAAAAUCUUUUCGAAAUGGUGAUUCCCACAGUCCCGGUCAUCGGACAUGUCCUUGCUUCUUUCUUGGACCUUAGAUGCUGGAACGAACUGCGCGACACAGGGCAUUUCCGCACUCGGUAGCGGCCGCGAGUGUGAAUACGUGUGAAGUAUAUGCACCAAAUUGAGUAGGACGAUCUUACUAGUAAAUAGCGCUAUUACUUACUUGGCUAAUCCAAUUUACUAAUCUACACAUAUACCUGAAAUUGGUGAAUUGAAGUUUACAGUUUUCUGCAGAAAUGCACUUCAGAAAUGCAAUCAGGGAUUGACUGUUAACUUACUGAGUGAAUUUCGUAACGAUCAGAUAUUGCUUAUAAUGUAGAAUUCAAAAUCGUAAAUGAUGGAGACGUCAUCAUGACGUCACCAUAUUUUCCCACGUAUGGAUAUCUAAUAGAUCUGCCGAAGGUCUAGCAAAAGGAAUUUGAUAAAAACUUGUUUUGUUCAGGAGAUAUUUUUUAAAAAGUCAAAAUAGAAAAAUAUGAGCAAUGAAAAAAGCUAAAUGAAGAAUGAACAGAGCAAUAUGAAAAAUGCCACCAACCAAAAUUGGCUGGCUGAAGCCAGAGAAACAAAUAGCGAGAUGUAGGAAGAAAAAUAUAUCAAGUACGUCAACAAAGGCAUGGAUGAAGAUCAAUCCAGGAAAAAGGCAAACAGAAAGACCCCCUGGGCGGUCAAGCAAGACUUUUUCGACGACAAUAUGGAGCUUCUGUCAAGUUACCUACAUUUGAAGCAUAAUGAAACUCACCAGGACAUUGUAGAUGAUCUCGAAGAAAAACUUAACAAAGGCAUGGAAGUCAACAAAAUCUUCAAUAGGGUUGAUGAUGAUAAAUGCUGAUAAAUUUGAGAGACUGUUUCAGGUUACUGAUGAAGAGGAAAAUCACUAAAUUACAGCAAUCAUUAGAGACAAAUGGUUCCAAAAUAGUAACGAGUACAUGUAAUGUCUCUAAUUUAAAAUGUAACAAACUUCCAGUAAUCAACUUUAGUAAUUCUUAAAAAUAGUAUAAUUGUAAAAAAACUGAAUUUGUUUUAUGUUCUUACUAAUCGGCAUGACUACCGACCAACAAUUUUCGGGUAGGAUACUGGUCUAGAACUUCUGCACAAUAUUCCAUAGCACGACGGAUAAAUUUACCCCUUUGCUAUGUGUUAAAUCCCCAAUCGACGUCAUAUGCCACCCACGAGAAUUUUUAUUUUUUUAAAUGAUGAUCUAUUUUACACUUAUUCCACAAUAAAGAUCAACAGUAAUGCU
This is a messenger RNA of Acanthaster planci (crown-of-thorns starfish), 2685 nucleotides long. RefSeq lists its product as uncharacterized. Gene Ontology annotation, molecular function: ectoine synthase activity. The record is from RefSeq and is a predicted model, not a curated record. Gene Ontology annotation, biological process: ectoine biosynthetic process. Lineage: Eukaryota; Metazoa; Echinodermata; Asteroidea; Valvatida; Acanthasteridae.